GGGUCUGUGUGGAAUGAAGAGGUGAGGUAGGUAGAAAAGGGGGGUGGGUACAAAGGGAUCCUGCACCAGGAUAGCAGUUGAUGCCUUAAGUGAGUGCCAUUUUCAGGUAGGGUACAAAGGAAACUGAUCAAACAAGUGCUGACUUGGGGCUUCGGAGUCUUAGAAAGGCAGCCGGUUUCUUCAUUCAUGUAGAGAUAACAGGAGCUAUGAAAUGGCUAAGCAUUGCCCCAAAAUUCUGAAAAAUCGCAGAGUCUUUAUGCAGGGUGUUUAAUGCAAUCGGAUUACAUAAACUGGGGUUCUGACACAUUUAAUGAUUAGUAUAGCUUUUUUUUUUUUUUUUUUUCAUUUACACCAAAAGCUUUGCAGAGCUAAAGAGCUCUGGAGUCGGGGCAGUAAUUGCAUUGUCUAAUUAGUUUGUUCUGAGAGUUUAUUGAUAAAGUGGAAUCAUUUCCUGGCACAAGCCCUGCAGAGUACAUCAGUAAGAAUGGAUGGGUCUCUUUCCUGUUUCUCCUUACAGCUCAUCUUGCCUUAUUAGUCACUAGCAAAAUCUGCCUAAGACUAAGAUGCUGUACCUAAGGUGGCUAAGUCUGGAUCAUGGGAUGGGAAUUUUUAAGUGAAAUUGUGGCCAGAAAUAACUUGAAAAUUUGACAGUGCUUCAGUUUACCACAACUGUACCUUGCUGCUGUUCUUACUGCUGCAUCAGAACCCUUUAACUUUGUUAAUUUAGCAAGUUGUCAACAAGAGUUUUGAUUUCAUGGAGUUUUGUUGUUGAAUCACAGGAUAUUCAGAAGUAUACUCAAGAGUUUUUUGAAUGUUCACUUAUGGUUUAUGAAAGCAUUCGAAAGUACAUUGACUUCUAGGAGUAACUGGUCUGAUGAAGAGACUAUGUCACUUGUACUGGUGGUGAACAAAUGCUCCUUAAUCACAGAGUAGGUAACUUCCCUAGGAAUUUGACUUUUAGAGGCAUGUUGGGAGUCUCAGUCCAUAUGCUAAACCCCUGAGUAAUUGAAGGAUCGAGUUAAUAAAAUUGACUCUGCUUUUUUUUUUUAAUCUUGAGAAUUUAUGCCUGAAGGGAAAAUGUAUGUUACUUGAGUGCCUGGUGUUUGAAUUUACGUAUUCAAAGCAUCUGCUGCAUGAAUCAGUUCUUUUGCCAAAAUAGUUCAUUUUGCAGUCAAUUAGAAAAGCAGGAGGAUUGUCAAAACAAAGGAAUUUAAGAAAAGUGUGCGUUUCCCGGUCUUGUUAUUUCUUCAUCAGAUGUCAUAUAGCCCAGUUCUGUUACACAUCUGUCUCUCAAACCCUGCCUCCAAACACAAACAGUACUUUGAUUGAAUCUACAUUCCAUACAAAAACACAGGUAUUUUUUGUCCUCUAAAAUUCUUACAUGUUAAAGUAAGCUUAAAUGCAGACAUAUAUAAACUUACAGAGAAAAUUUAUUUUCAUGAAAGUUGGUAUGUUUACAUUUUUAAUAAUAGAAAUAAUCUUCAUACAAAGUAUGAAAUGAGUCCAUGUGCUUUCUGCAUACAAACCUAGCAAGAGAUAUGGUUCAUAUCUGAAAGCCAGUAUCAUGUGGCCCAGUGUUUUAGCACAUCUCCUGGCUCAGUCAUGUACACUUAACCUUUGGAUGACUUUCAGGUAUUCAGUUUGAAGUGCUGUUAUUUAAGUGGUUGUUCUUGAUAGAUUCCUGUUUUUCUGGAACUUCUGUCUUUCAUGACUGCCUUUCAGAUGUUAUUUAGUUAUUGCUCUUAUUUCCAGAAUUCUAUUCAUUACCUUCUCUUGCCUAAUCUUGCUUUCAAUUUUGUAAACAAAUUUCUUCUUAAAUAAUGUAGUUAAAAUAAUGGUACAUUCUAUCACAUGCAAAAGAGGUUCUAUAUAACUUGCUUACACAGUGCUUGUACCGAAGCAAAUUCAGUGUUUGCUCCCUGCAUUCCACUUAUCAUUUUUCUAACUGUUUUUCAAAAGAGGGUAUGUGAAAAUAAUGUAAUAAUAUAGCUAAUACUCUAUGAUAUUUGUAAAAUUUUUUCUUAAUGUGUUCAACCUUAGGAAGAAAUAGUUGAUAUUAAGGCUCAGAUGAUUUUCUAUUCCUUAUUCCUUUUUGUUUAUUGCAUUUGUUAACUUAUUUAAGAUACUUCUAAAGCCUAUUUGUUUAUAGGCCAGGUGAAUACUUUGAGACAAUACCUCAAGAAUUCAGGGGAAAUAUGUGUUACAAGAGGGAUUCUUUUCUUGUAUACAUUACCUGGCUUAAUGGUACAUGUUUAUUACGUUUUCUAGAUAAAUGCUCAUCAAAAUAUUUUCAGUGUUCCACUUCCAGAUGUAAGUGGUACGAUUUUCGUUUUUUCACAAGUAUAAUGCUCUACCUUUCUAAGCCAAACCUUAGUCCAUUAGACUACUGUUUCACUGUUUAUUAAUUUCCAAGGGCAAAUAGGUAACCAUUUUUUAAAAUGUAAGAGAAUAGUUUUCUAGGGGUAAAUUCUACUUGGGGUCUGUAAUAGAUGAAGAUCAUAUUUCUGUAGCUUUCUUUUACGGCUGAUAGGCAGAGGAGAAUACUAACAAGUAAAUUGAGUUCCAGAACUGAGACCAUUUAUGUUACUAACAAAGUUUUAGAGCUACUAAAAUACUUGCUUUUUUUUUUUUAAUCACACAAAAUACAGUAAAAUUAAUGAAUAAAUGAAACCUGCCCGCUUUUCCAGGAUUAUUUGGUGACUUGGUGGCAGACCUGUGUCCCUAAACUUGCCAAAUCGGCACAGUGGUCUGGAGAAGCAUUGUUUGCAAGACCAUCUCCUGGAUACAAGGAGGGCAUUUUGGAACUUCUAUUUUUACCCAUUAUCCAGAUCUGUUGUACAUUCUGCCCAGUUUGUGCUGCAUAAAGAAAUACAAAGAGAAAAGUAAAGCUAGAAGACAGUUUGCUCCUGGCUCCAUUAAGUAAUCAAGUGCGCUUGGCAGAGAUCCUGUAGAGAUAGUACAUGGAAUCCCAGUCAGAAGUUCCAGCUUGCCACUGUUCUCUGAUGCCAUGCCAGCACCAACUCAACUGUUUUUCCCUCUGAUUCGUAACUGUGAACUGAGCAGAAUCUAUGGCACUGCGUGUUACUGCCACCACAAACAUCUCUGCUGCUCACCCCCUUAUAUUCCACAGAGUCGCCCAAGAUACACACCCCAUCCGGCGUAUGCUACCUUUUACAGGCCAAAGGAGAGCUGGUGGCAGUACACCCAAGGAAGGAGAUAUGCUUCCACGCCGCAGAAGUUUUACCUCACACCUCCCCAAGUCAAUAGCAUCCUGAAAGCUAAUGAGUACAGUUUCAAAGUGCCAGAAUUUGAUGGCAAAAAUGUCAGUUCUGUCCUUGGAUUUGACAGCAAUCAGCUGCCCGCAAAUGCACCCAUUGAGGACCGGAGAAGUGCAGCAACCUGCUUGCAGACCAGAGGGAUGCUUUUGGGGGUUUUCGAUGGCCACGCAGGCUGUGCUUGCUCCCAGGCAGUUAGUGAAAGACUCUUUUAUUAUAUUGCUGUCUCUUUGUUACCCCAUGAGACUUUGCUGGAGAUCGAAAAUGCCGUGGAGAGCGGUCGAGCCCUACUACCCAUUCUCCAGUGGCACAAACACCCCAACGAUUACUUCAGUAAGGAGGCGUCCAAGUUAUAUUUCAACAGCUUGAGGACUUACUGGCAAGAGCUUAUUGACCUCAACACUGGGGAGUCGGCUGAUAUUGAUGUUAAGGAGGCUUUGAUUAAUGCUUUCAAAAGGCUUGAUAAUGACAUCUCCUUGGAGGCUCAAGUCGGUGAUCCCAAUUCUUUCCUCAACUACCUGGUGCUUCGAGUGGCAUUUUCUGGGGCCACAGCUUGCGUGGCCCACGUGGAUGGCGUUGACCUUCAUGUGGCCAACACUGGCGAUAGCAGAGCCAUGCUGGGGGUGCAGGAAGAGGACGGCUCUUGGUCAGCAGUCACGCUGUCUAAUGACCACAAUGCUCAGAAUGAGAGAGAAGUGGAACGGCUGAAACUGGAGCACCCAAAGAACGAGGCCAAGAGUGUGGUGAAACAGGAUCGGCUGCUUGGCUUGCUGAUGCCUUUUCGGGCUUUUGGAGAUGUCAAGUUCAAAUGGAGCAUUGACCUUCAGAAGAGAGUGAUAGAAUCUGGCCCAGACCAGUUGAAUGACAAUGAGUACACCAAGUUCAUCCCUCCUAAUUAUUACACACCUCCUUAUCUCACUGCUGAACCAGAAGUAACUUACCACCGAUUAAGGCCACAGGAUAAAUUUCUGGUACUGGCAACUGAUGGGCUGUGGGAGACAAUGCACAGGCAGGAUGUGGUUAGAAUUGUGGGUGAGUACCUAACAGGCAUGCAUCACCAGCAGCCAAUAGCCGUUGGUGGCUAUAAGGUGACUCUGGGGCAGAUGCAUGGCCUUUUAACAGAACGGAGAGCUAAGAUGUCAUCAGUGUUUGAGGACCAGAAUGCAGCAACCCACCUUAUUCGCCAUGCUGUGGGCAACAAUGAGUUUGGGGCUGUUGAUCAUGAGCGCCUUUCCAAAAUGCUUAGUCUUCCCGAAGAGCUUGCUCGGAUGUACAGAGAUGACAUUACAAUCAUUGUAGUUCAGUUCAAUUCUCAUGUUGUAGGAGCAUAUCAAAACCAGGAACAGUGAGUGGGUCUUACCAAGGCGAUUCUCAAAUAGAUUUAAAGGGCAGAUAGUUUUUUUUUUUUUUUAAAAGAUAAUACUAUAGUAAAUAUUAUCAGUGGGUCAUUCUCAGCAUUUCUCUUUGAUACUCUAGUCUGCCGGGUAGUCCAAAUUCACUUUGUAGCAGAGUGAUCCUGAGAGUCUUGUUCGGCUUAGUUUGGACCUCACAGCACCUGCAAGUUGAGGCCUAUCAGUUUCUUGACCACAGAUGGCUUAGGACAUUGGCUGCUUUUAUCAGUCUGAGAAAAUCAGGAUGACCUGGCAAACAGGGUUUUGAGUAGGCCCAAAGCAAGGAACUGCUGGGCAUAUUCUUUUGGUAAAAUGAAGAAACAUUACUGUUCACACCUGCAGACCCCUUUCAUCACCAAGAUUCCAGUGUACGUGAGAACAUAUAUUUAUUGCAUGAUUUCCUAGAUGUAUAACCUGUGCAUUAUUCAUGAACUUUAUUUUAACCCAAAGUAGUUUUCAAAUCCACUACUUUAAGCCAUAAAGGACUGAGAACCAGGCAAUUUGAAUUUGUCAGUGUGUGUGAUCAUUUGACUUGGAAUGCUUCUUAAUGAGAAAACAAACACUAUCCCUUAUCCCGAUUACCUAAUGUAGUUGGAACAUUUUCUAUUUUGCCAAGCAGUUGAAGACAAUAAAGGUGUUUUAUCUUCUCUUAUUGGUGUUAAAUAAAGGGGAAAAAAAGUCUUAGUUUAUACUAAUGAAAAGCUUUAUUUAGUUUGAAAUAAAAGAUCCAUAAUGAAGGGAAGAGACUGAUAUGGUCGUCUGCAUCCACCAGCACAUUACUCUUAUCAUGUAAACCCCUGAAGUGUGGCAUGCUCUAAGUGUGUGGUGGGUAGACUGCUGCUGAGAAAUCAUACUUCUAAUUAAGUAGUGGUAAGAAUUUUUGUCAUGUUUGGAAUUUUAAGGAUGACAUAUUAAAAAAAAUUUACAUAAUUUGGGGGAGUAAAGUUUAAAUAUUACCUUCAGGUGUUGAGAUGAAGUUUUUUGUUGUUGUUUUUCCCCACUUAGGUGUAGGUCAAUUUAAAUAAUUGGUUUAAAGAUUACUAAAUGCUUUAAACAUAUUGUAGCUUAUAAAUAGAAAUGUUAAGGUACAUACAUGAGAAAUUCUUUAACUAUUGUGCAUGCCUGAUGCUUAAUGGGACACUUAAUAGCAUCAAAUAUUGUUUGCAGCAGUCUCCGUAAUUAUAUGCAGACCCUUCCAACGCUGUAUCAAAGUAAAUGAAAAUAAAUAUAUUCAGAUUGGCUUUUGGGGAGCUUAUUUGAUAUGCAUCAAAUGGUGUUUUGUUCUUGUGUUUAAUGGUGAUUCGUGUACAGCUGUGCAUAUAUAUCAUCACUUAUUCUAGCAUCACUGUUAAAAGAAUGGCUAUGACUAUGUUCAAUUUUCACAUAAGUUUUAAUACAGAACAUGAUCCGUUUUCCCUUGUGUAAUUAGUUGAGGGGUGUUUAGGAGUCCUCGCAGAUUUCUGUAGAAUACUGAACUAGAUAUUCAAGGACUCUGGACUGUGGACACCGAAGCAAGGUAGAAUUGGCUGCAGAAUUUAUUCCAAUUGAAAAUAGACUCUGGAAGAUUGCCGCUUACAAGACCAUAUAAUGAUUGUUUUCUGAGGUCUUUCCCCCACCCCCACCUUUUUUCCCUCCUUGGGUCACCUUGGAAAUUUUCUCCCAGCUGGUAUUUUGGAGGGGGAAAAGCUAUUAUACUAUAUACUUAUUUAUAAAUGAUUUGACAGAGACUUCAUUUUUUAAUGGAAUGUAUGUAGAAUACAGUAGCAGUUAAAACUCAUUUUCAGGCUACUAUUUGAAUAUCUCUUGAACACCUUUACUAAAGAGUUCCAUAUUAUACUUUAAUGUCUCAUCUCAAUAUAGUACAGUAUAUAUAAAUUUGGUUUCUUUUGGUCAUGAUCAAGAUAGUAAUUAUUAUUACACAAGAAACUUUGUUCUUAUUACACAAAAAACUUGGUCUGCGGUCUAAAAGCUGGUUGUGUUAAGUCUGUAGUAUUAACAGUGUGGAAAUGAAAAUAAUUGGAUGUUACUUUGAAUGUAUUAUCAUCUCAAGUUUUGAUUUUAUUGUAAUUGGUUGUCACUGUGAUGUGAUACCUAGAAUUAAAGAAUACAUGUAAACUUUCAUUGUAUUCAGCCUUUCUUAAGCAUUUUUAAUUUAUACUUUCUAACGUGUCAUUUUCUGUAUUUAGUCAGUGGCUCAUGGUAUUUAUAAUAUGUCCUUAGCUAGUUAAAUGCAAUGGUGUUAUGGUACACAGUACUUGGAGGGAAAAAAUGUCUUAUAAAAGAUUUAUCUGUGUGAAGAAAUGUGAAAAGUUUAUGUAUUAUAUAGUGAAUAGUCAGAAAUGCCCACAGUGAAUUAAAGCUUCGUAUCUGCUUUGUGAAUGAA
Messenger RNA from Odocoileus virginianus texanus, 7049 nucleotides. The record is from RefSeq and is a predicted model, not a curated record. NCBI's taxonomy places the organism in Eukaryota, Metazoa, Chordata, Mammalia, Artiodactyla, Cervidae.